This is a messenger RNA of Thamnophis elegans (Western terrestrial garter snake), 903 nucleotides long. It is a transcript of the gene JCHAIN, whose product is annotated as joining chain of multimeric IgA and IgM. The coding region runs from base 181 to 660 and encodes 159 amino acids. Gene Ontology annotation, biological process: humoral immune response. Gene Ontology annotation, molecular function: immunoglobulin receptor binding. Gene Ontology annotation, cellular component: pentameric IgM immunoglobulin complex. NCBI's taxonomy places the organism in Eukaryota, Metazoa, Chordata, Lepidosauria, Squamata, Natricidae. The transcript has 4 exons. The record is from RefSeq and is a predicted model, not a curated record.
UAAACCGACAUUCGCUGGUGGUUUCACAAUGUGUGGUCACAGCCUUCAGUGCCUCUCGCCUGUAAUCAGCCUUGGUCUUUCAAGGGGCAAAAAAGCUGGUGUGUAACACUUCCACACACACACACACACACAUACACCGUCCUUGUUGAGGAGCCCCCAACAGGGAACACAGACUUAAAGAUGAAAACUUCUUGGAUAUUCCGUGGAAUUGGGAUCAUUUUUUGCAGCAUCGUUCUGGUGACUGCUUACUGGCAGGAGGAGGAAGAUGAGGAGAAGGUUCUGGUGGACAAUAAGUGCCAGUGUGUAAAGGUGACGUCAAAAUUUGUCCCGGAUAAAGACAACCCCCAAGAAGAAAUCCUGGAGAGGAACAUCCGUAUCAUAGUUCCCCUCAACGCCAGGGAGAACAUCUCGGACCCCACCUCACCCGUGAGAACCAGAUUUGUCUACAAGAUCCCCAAGCUCUGCGACAAAUGUAAUGACCCCUCGAGGACUGCAAACGGAGUGACCUUUGGCUCAAGCACUUUAUGUGGUCAUCCCCAGGAGCCCUGCUACACCUACGACCGGAAUAAGUGUUACACAGCAUCUGCCUUGUUCUCCCACAAUGGGGUAACGUCGACCGUUGAGACAUCGCUAACCCCGGAAGCCUGCUAUCCGGAUUAGGCCACAAUUGUCCUGUUUUGUUGAGCGUCGGGAGUAUCUCUACACCACAGAUAAUGUCCCUUGUCCCUUAUCGUGCCAGUAAUUGCUUCCACAUCUCCCUGCCAAUUUGAGUAUUGAUAAUUGAUCCGUGUAAUUGAUCCAGCAGUUUGGCGGCUUAUCGCAUCCCUAUCGCCGCGUAACGGAGUGAGCUCCCAUUCCUUGUCCCAGCUUCUGCCAACCUAGCCGUUCGAAAGCACGUAAAAA